Elaeis guineensis (African oil palm) is the source of this 1126-nucleotide messenger RNA. Its product is annotated as BURP domain-containing protein 3. The record is from RefSeq and is a predicted model, not a curated record. Lineage: Eukaryota; Viridiplantae; Streptophyta; Magnoliopsida; Arecales; Arecaceae.
CCUGGCUAGUCUUGCAUCUCCUAUUAUGGGUCGCUUUGUGUUCAUUCUUUCGCUCCUUGUGCUUGUUGCGGCAUCAGUUGGCAAUGCAACUUUACCUGCUGAGCUUUACUGGCAGAAAGUUCUGCCCAAUACUCUGAUGCCAAAGAUCAUCAUGGCACAACUACAUCCAGAUGCAAAGGGAGGCAACGUGACGAUCAUCAAUCCUUAUCGCCCAUUAUACUACUCCGUUUCCACGGAGCUUCAGUUCCCCAGCGACCCAGCCCUCUUCUUCCUGGAGAAGGACCUGCAUCCUGGAGCCGGGAUGAAUCCCGGCCUAAGCUUCACCAGGACCCUUUCUGGCGCCGCGUUCAUUCCCCGCGCCCAAGCUGAUGCCAUACCCUUCUCCUCCGACAAGUUCCCCGAGAUCCUCCACCGCCUGAACGUUCUUCCAAACUCCGAAUUAGCCAAGGAAGUAAAGAAGACGCUCGGCGAUUGCGAGGAGGCCGCCAUCGAGGGAGAGCACAAGUUCUGCGCCACCUCACUGGAAUCAAUGCUCGACUUCGUCACCUCCAAGCUUGAGACGCGUGACAUCCAGGUCUUGGCAACCACGGUGCGCGGCAACAAAGAGACUGCACCGAAGCAAAGGUACACAGCUGCACCCUCGGGUGUGCGAAAGGCUCCGGGCGCCAAGUUGGUCGCGUGCCACCCCGAGGCCUACCCACACAGUGUAUAUUAUUGCCACUUGACCCGGGCUACCAAAGCCUAUGUGGUCACACUGGUAGGGGAGGAAGGGACGCUGGUGGAGGCUGUGGCAAUAUGCCACCAUGACACAUCCAGCUGGAGGUCCGUGUUCUUCAAGGUGCUGCGCGUGAAACGUGGAACACCCAUCUGCCAUUUCCUGCCACAAGACCACCUAGUCUGGAGUCCCGUUCACUAGGGUGCGUUGCACGACUGGUUGAAGCCCUCGUCGUCGUAUUAAUUAGCAGUGUUUGCUCUACUGCAUGGGAUAUUUAUCCACUGUCAUCAGAGUGAAGCAUGCUUGAUGAGUGUUAUGCUAUCCUCAUAGUAUUAAUUCAUAAGGAAAAUAAUUGCGUGGACGUGUAAUUGUUGUCGAUCAUUCGGAACCAAAGUUAUGAUAAACACACCA